AUGAACAGUUCCCCGUUUGACGGACUUUACUUCGCGGUAAAAGCAGUGUGUGCAUGUGUGUGUGUUUGUUGGCAGGCGCUGUUGGUCCACGCGGGCCGAUUCCUCAUCGGCGUGAGCUGGGGGCUGAGCGCCACCAUCGUGCCCAUGUACUGCUCCGAGAUCGCGGACAAGCGGUGCCGCGGCCACCUCAACGCCUACGUCUACCCGGCGAGCGUGCUGGGCCACGUGUGGGUGUGCGCGCUGGGCACGUGCCUGCCCUACCUGUGGUACUCGGCGGCGUGCGCGGGGCUGCCGCUGCUGGCGCUGGCCGGGCUGUGGUGGGCGCCCGAGUCGCCAGUGCACCUGGCGGAGGUCGGCCGCCACGAGGAGGCGUGGGACGUCGUUCGGUGGCUGCGGGGCGGCAGUCCCCUCGUCGACCCCAAGCCCGAGCUAGAGGCCGUCCUCGCCGCCGUCAACGCCCUCGACGAGGAGCGGACGCGCUUCGCCUGGGAGAUGCUGGCCGAGCCCAAGAUCGCGCGCGCGCUGGCGCUGUGCCUCGGCGUGCAACUCUUUCAGCUGACGUGCGGCGUGAACGCCUUCGUGUUUUACACCACGCAGAUUUUCGAGGGAGUCGGAAUCGUCCCGUCUGGGAACGUGUGCUCUAUUGUCCUGACGGUGGCGCAUUUCAUCGGGGCCGUGUGCUCCACCAAAAUGCUCAGCCGGAUGCCGCGGAGGCCUUUUCUGCUGGUGUCGGCGGUAGGAAUGGCGCUGGGCCAGGCCGGUUUCGGACUGUACAGUUACUAUUAUAGGUAUGGUUACGAUGUAAAGACGUGGGCGUGGACGCCAACGUUAUCAAUCGGGGUUUUCUACAUUUUCCAUUCAAUGGGAUUCGGUCCUUUGCCCGGAGUGUUUAUGGGGGAAAUUCUCCCUGCUCAUGUGAAGCCAUGGGCAAUACCCACCAUCGCGUUCUUUGCAAGAACUGUUGCUUCGACCCUAGCGAAAGAAGUUCCUAUAUUUAUCGAUGUUUGUCGCCAUCACGUAGUUUUUGGUAUGUUUUUUGGUGGGUUCAGCGCUCUGGGUGCUAUAUUUGUCUUUUUCUUUGUUCCGGAAACUAAAUUGAAAUCUCCAGCAUCUAACAAAAAAUCUACAGAAAGUAAUAGAUAA
Messenger RNA from Gryllus bimaculatus (two-spotted cricket), 1143 nucleotides. Lineage: Eukaryota; Metazoa; Arthropoda; Insecta; Orthoptera; Gryllidae. The record is from the annotation of a GenBank genome assembly.